This is a messenger RNA of Amphibalanus amphitrite, 2012 nucleotides long. Its product is annotated as angiopoietin-related protein 6-like. The coding region runs from base 283 to 1869 and encodes 528 amino acids. The record is from RefSeq and is a predicted model, not a curated record. NCBI's taxonomy places the organism in Eukaryota, Metazoa, Arthropoda, Thecostraca, Balanomorpha, Balanidae. The transcript has a single exon.
GAAGAAUGCCACGAAAAAAUCUUAAAUAUUUUGUUAUUGCUCAUGGGCAUGGCUUAGUAAUUUGUUUCAUCAUUAUACAACUUUUCUAGUUUUUUUUUUAGUUCGGCAACAAAUUAGGGUGAAUAACAGUCUCAUCCAAAAGUACGACACACAUAAAACAUACGCAUACAUCUAUUUAAAUCAGUGUGUCAUGAAAUAAAGAAAUGUAGAUUGUCAAUCAGCAGCCCAACGUAGUCCUCCGGACGGUAGUUCUACCACUUUGGCGAAACAUCAGCCAACACGAUGUGUCACGGGUGUCAAGUAGUGCGGGUAUCCGCCGUCGUUCUUCUGGCUCUCAGUCUCGGUAUUGUGAACUGCGACUACUCUGAAGCUGAGCAGUUCGCUCCAGCACAAACUGCUGCCAAGACCGAGGCACACACCAUCAGCGACUAUUUCAUGGACGACGUGGACGACAUCAGCUAUUUUACACAAACGAACAUUCAUGACCUCUACAACGCAAUAACAGAGCAGCACAGCAAGACCAAUGAAUUAUCGUCUGAUGUAGAAGAACUGGCACAUCGGCUGCGUGAGCAUAUUCAUAAAACGAAAAAGCAAAAGGCAAAUAUCCAAAAACUUCACACUCUUCUGGAAGACAUUUAUACAGAAGAAAUAUGGCCGACAUCGGAGCAAGUUAGAUAUAUCGAUGAUUACCUUAGCCGUAUGUCUAAAUCAGUGCGGACAGAUUUUCAGCAAAAAGACGAACAAAUAGAGGACAUCAACCACAACUUAAUUCGGCUCGAGACCAGCUUUGAAGAUAUUUCGAAAGAGAUACAGAUAUUGUCCGAUGAAUUAAGUCACGGAAGCCCUGGAAGUGAUUCCCAGAGCAGCCACUCCCAGAGUAGCCACCCUCAGAGCGGCUCACAAGUGCAUGACGACACAGCUGACCGCUUAGAUCUUUUGGAACAUCAAAUUCAGUCACAUAGUGAGCAGCUGAAAAAGAUCACCUCCCACUUGAUCAAUCUGGAUGGCGAGCUGAAAGAUGAUCGUGAUGAGAUGCAGAAGAUAUCCAGUGACCUGGAUCAAAUAAAGCACGAAUUUAAGCCGUACGACCUCAAGGUCAGGGUGCUGUCAGACAAUGUGAUCAGCCUCUCCCAGCAGCUCCAGGUGACCUCAGAUAUCCUGGAGAAACAUUUAGCGGAGGAGGCCGGCGCGCCGCUGCCCAGCCGCCGGCCGGGGGCGGUGCGCGACUGCAGCGACCUGCCGGCCGGCGCCCGCAGCGGCGUCCACCUGCUGCAGACCGGCCUGGCAGGGCCGCAGAAGGUGGCCGCCCUCUGCGACCUGGACACGGACGGCGGACGGUGGACGGUCAUCCAGCGCCGGGACGACAUCGAACCCCGCCAGAACUUCUACCGCAACUGGACCGCCUACCGGGCCGGCUUCGGCCGGCUGGACGGCGAGUUCUGGUGGGGACUCGACAAGAUGUCGGCACUGACCGCGGCCACCGACCGCAGCUACGAGCUGCGCGUCAACCUGGAGGACUUUGAGGGCCGGCGCCGACACGCCGUAUACGGGCAGUUCAGCAUCGCGCCCGAGAGUGACGGCUACCGGCUGCACGUGUCCAACUACAGCGGAGACGCCGGCGACAGCCUGAGCGCCCACUCGGGCCAGCGGUUCACCACCUACGACAGGGACCACGACCCGUACGCCGGCAACUGCGCCCGGUCGCACCGCGGCGGAUGGUGGUACCACGAGAAAUGCCUCCAGUCCAACCUGAACGGGGUGUACUUUAAAAAGUACCGCGCCGACAAUACCCGAGGAAUUACCUGGACCACGUUCCAUAACAGUUUCUAUUCAUUGAAAACGGUGACUAUGAAAAUACGACCUACGUAGACGGGAAAUUAAUUGCAAGAAGAAAAAAAAACAACCAAAUUCAUGUCAAGAGAGUAUAAAGGGCUGUCAAUCAAAUAUGUGGAAAGAGCAGGAAAGUAGUAAGUUUACGAGAAAAAAGAUGCAAAUAAACGUUCUAAGCAGUU